Antechinus flavipes (yellow-footed antechinus) is the source of this 2788-nucleotide messenger RNA. It is a transcript of the gene WDR93, whose product is annotated as WD repeat domain 93. The record is from RefSeq and is a predicted model, not a curated record. Bases 231 to 2381 code for a protein of 716 amino acids. Gene Ontology annotation, biological process: electron transport chain. Gene Ontology annotation, molecular function: protein binding. The transcript has 19 exons. Lineage: Eukaryota; Metazoa; Chordata; Mammalia; Dasyuromorphia; Dasyuridae.
GGUUACCGAGGCGACGAGGCUUUAGUUAAGAUGCCUCUGUCUGACCCGAGACCGGGAAAUCUCCAUAAAGGGUUGGCACCUACGCGGGUGCUCGUCUACUCUCGGCGCGGUUCUCAGUGAUUCUGCAUCAACUUUGCAGAAAUUUCUGAAAAAGAAAUUGCCAGUUUCUACCAUUGUAUCUUCCAAAGAAAACUCAUUUUGCGGAGAAGAAGUAGACCAGUAAGAUCAAGAUGCCAGUAUAUAUCCGGAAAGGACCCCUGGAGAUUCCUACUUAUGAAGAACAGGAUUGGGUUAAGGAUGAAGAAGUAGAUUUUUUCCUAAAGGAUCCAGAUCAAAUCCUUGAUUCUCUGCCUCAGCCUUUCAGAAUGAUCAAUAAAUUAGUGAACCUAUUGUUUGACCGGGCAUGGGAAAUCAUUGCGGAGAGAGAAAGAACAAAAGCAAUUACAAUACUUAAGAUUAAGCCCAUGGUCUAUUUACCAUCUCAGAAAUUCCAGCUUUCCAGUGUGCCAAACUGCCUUGCCAUCUGUAAAGGCUAUGUGUUUGUUGGGUCAUCCAAUGGAAUAAGAGUCUUCAAUACAGUUUUCAAUUAUUCACGGGUUUGCAGUUGGGAUUCAGGACAAGUUGAGGUCAUGAACAUCUGGGCUAAAGAGAUUGGGAAUGAAAUACUUAUUGCUACUUUGGAUGAAAUGGGUAUUGUUCGUCUCUUUUAUUUUUACAAAGACUCUCUUUUCCUAAUCAAAGCCAUCAAUGAAGUGGAAGAUAUUAGCAAACAGACUACAUGUUUGAAUUUGCAAAUUUCUCCUGCAGGGAAUUUUCUGGCCAUACUACUCCAAGGAGCUGGAGAUGUUUGGCUAGAUGUGUAUCGAUUGAACAAGGAAUCUUGGCCUAAGGAAAUGGAGCAACCCCAUUCAUCUUUUCUAUCACGGAAGAAAGUUAGCCAUUUGCAUCUAAAAUCCAAUGAAUCAUCAGAUCUUUCAGAUGUGGAAAAUUCUCCUCCGAAAACAGAUGUUAAAUUAUCUGCUCCAGUUCCAGUAAUGAAACUUAGACCACCCAAACCAGUUACAGGCACUCCAUUUAAAAACCCACUAGAAGUCUUUCAAAAGUUAGAAGAUGUUUCUGGGUUGGGCUCCGGGCAAAACCAUAUGAUCAAAGAAAGCCAAUUGGACCAACAGGCAUCAAUCUUUGACGUUUUAUUUAGAAAGUAUCAGAAUGUGGAAUGUCCAGAGGAAAAUUCAAGUGUUGCAGAGUUCCAUUUUCUUUUCCCUGGACAUAUAGUUAUGUUACCACCUGAACCCAUUGUUGUCUCAGCCUCACCAUCCGGACUGAAUAUUGUUCAACCCAGUCAGCUGGCUCUAAAGUCAUAUACUAAAGGUGUGGUCUGUGCUCUGGGUAUAUAUUGGCCUGGAAAUAAUAAUUUCUUCCUCUAUUCACUUAACCGACCUCUAAGAGACAAAGAGAGAGAGAGAGAGAAAGAAAGAGAGAGAGAGAGAGAUAAAGACAAAGAAAAAAUUGAGUCUGAUCCCAAACCUGAUGGAGUGUGGCCAACUGCAGCACCAAUUACCAACUCAGCCAUCAGUACCUGCACAUCUUACCUACUGCUAGCUUGUGAUGAUGGAGUAAUAACAUUGUGGGAUAGAGCCCAAGGAUUCCUACUUGCUGUGGUUUCCCUCCCAGAGGGGUGUAUAUGCAAAAGUCUUCACUUCAUGAAAAUUUCUGAAACCUUCAAAGAAUGCUCAUUUCCACAGACUACAGCUAACUCCAAAUUUCAGUUUCUGGUGCUGUGCACUGAUGGAUCUCUUCACCUGGGGGAAGUUGAAAGAUGCAAGGAACCUCGUAUCAGUGUGAUUGUGGAGAGAUCUGUGAAGCAUCCAAAUGAAACUAUUUGUGCUGUGGCUCCCAUCUCAUUUCUACCUUGUUUGGUACUGCUCUUUAUUUGGGACGGAUCAGUGUAUCUUAUGGAUGUGGAGAAGGAACAGAUCGUCUGUGAAUUGGGUCCCGCUCCCUCUUACCGUUUGGGAAAUCCCUGGCAGCCUGUGUUUGCACUGUAUUCAGAGGGCCAGCGUGUGUUCAUCCGAGGAGACAAAAAAGAUGCUCCUAAAUAUCAGAAGGAUAACCACUGCAUUUUCAUUUUUAAACUGGAUUCCUACCACCUAAUAAAGACUUCUUAUUCAAGGAAGAUUUCCUUCUCUGAAAGUGAAUCUUCUCAACCUUCAUCAGAAACUAGCGACUCUACCCAGCAAUUGCUCUUGAAUAAGAGAUGUGAAAAUUUCCUCCAAAACCGACUAAAGAAUUCUGGCAGUUUCAUAGACUAUGGGCCAGAUUACUUGCUUCAACUACGGAAAAGUUCCUGGCUUCUGGAGAGAGAUAGCCACAAAAAGUGACAGUCAUCUGCUUCUCAAGAUCCCAUGAGAAAGGUACUACAGCUCCACAGUUCCCAGAUGUCACCUAGACUGAGAUUGAUUGGUUUUAUAGUCGAGACUUUUCAUUUUUUUGUUUUUAUAUUUGUAAACACCUACUCACAAACAGUUGAUGACUUCAGAGUUAUUCAUUGCAGAAGGAAUGUGAUAUCAAAGGCUAAUACUUUAUUUAGUAUGGUACCCUGGAGAUGAGAAACAUUUUCCUAAAAAAUUUGCCUUAGGAUAUCAGACUGAUACAACUAAAGGCAACUAGAGUGAAAAGACUAUUUAUAGGGACUCCAGCUACUAUUGGUCUUUCCUCUCACAAUUGUAUAGCUUGAAUAGAAAACCAACUGAGUCAUCCAAAUAAAGAGCAAUUUAUUUUCUAGUCA